AUGGCAAAAAGCGGUGAGCAGGAACAGUCAAGAUGGAUAACAACAGUUGUUAUGAGUACAGCUCUGCAGAAUCAUCAAAUUUCUGCAACUCUACAGAGGCAACAACACCGAGUUCGUUAUUCAGAAUCAGUGGAAAUUGGAUCCAUCAUUUUUCCUCUUUCUGGUGUUGCAUUUUUACUGGCAGACACUCAAGACUUGCUUAUGACAGGGGAGGAAGAGUUUUUCACAAGAAUUCAUAAGUUCGUAAACAUUCAUCGGAACAGUUUUUUGGUUUUGUCAGCUGCUCUUCAUGGACCAGAAGAAUGGAACGUCAUGUUUAGGAUUCAGAAAAGAUUCCUGGGCAGUAAUUUACAUAUAAUACCAGUUCAUAAUAUUGCUGAAACUGUUAAGUUAAUCCUAACUAUAGCUAAGAUAACGUCCAAGCAACGAGCAGAUGACAGUCAUGACAAAAUAGCAAUGACAAAAGCCCAAAUAAUAGAAAACAGUCCAGCUUGGAAGAUGCUUCAGGAGUACCAGUUCCAUGGUAAUUAA
Messenger RNA from Mesitornis unicolor (brown roatelo), 531 nucleotides. It is a transcript of the gene CUNH1orf146, whose product is annotated as chromosome unknown open reading frame, human C1orf146. Gene Ontology annotation, cellular component: chromosome. NCBI's taxonomy places the organism in Eukaryota, Metazoa, Chordata, Aves, Mesitornithiformes, Mesitornithidae. The transcript has 5 exons. Gene Ontology annotation, biological process: reciprocal meiotic recombination; synaptonemal complex assembly. The coding region runs from base 1 to 531 and encodes 176 amino acids. The record is from RefSeq and is a predicted model, not a curated record.